This is a messenger RNA of Serinus canaria (Common canary), 2314 nucleotides long. It is a transcript of the gene TMEFF2, whose product is annotated as transmembrane protein with EGF like and two follistatin like domains 2. Bases 18 to 1238 code for a protein of 406 amino acids. The record is from RefSeq and is a predicted model, not a curated record. Lineage: Eukaryota; Metazoa; Chordata; Aves; Passeriformes; Fringillidae. Gene Ontology annotation, molecular function: protein binding. The transcript is spliced from 11 exons.
AGUUGAGUUAGGAAGUCAUGGUGCCCUGGGAGCCCUCCCCGCCCCGGCAGUGCGGCGGCGGCGGCUGGACGCUCUGCGACUGCUGCUGCUGGCUGCUGCUGCCCGCCGUGCUGCUCGUCCUCGCCCGCCCCGACAAGCUGGCGGCCUUCCCUACCUCCUUAAGCGACUGCCAGACGCCCACCGGCUGGAACUGCUCCGGUUACGAUGACAGAGAAAAUGAUCUCUUUCUCUGCGACACCAAUACCUGUAAAUUUGAUGGGGAGUGUUUAAGGAUUGGAGACAGUGUGACUUGUGUCUGUCAGUUCAAGUGUAACAAUGACUACGUGCCCGUGUGUGGCUCCAAUGGUGACACCUACCAGAACGAGUGCUACUUGAAACAGGCUGCCUGCAAGCAGCAGAGUGAAAUCCUGCUGGUGUCCGAGGGAUCCUGUGCCACUGAUGCUGGCUCAGGAUCUGGGGAUGGAGUCAAUGAAGGCUCAGGUGAAACCAAUCAAAAAGAGACAUCGACCUGUGACAUUUGCCAGUUUGGGGCGGAGUGCGAUGAAGAUGCAGAGGAUGUUUGGUGUGUGUGCAACAUUGACUGUUCUCAAACCAACUUCAAUCCUCUUUGUGCUUCCGAUGGGAAAUCUUAUGAUAAUGCAUGUCAAAUCAAAGAGGCAUCAUGCCAGAAACAGGAGAAAAUUGAAGUCAUGUCUUUGGGUCGAUGUCAAGACAAUACUACAACAACUACAAAAUCAGAAGAUGGGCAUUAUGCAAGGACAGAUUAUGCAGAGAAUGCAAAUAAACUGGAAGAAAGUGCAAGAGGGAUCUACAUCCCUUGUCCAGAGCACUACAACGGCUUCUGCAUGCAUGGCAAGUGUGAGCACUCCACAAACAUGCUGGAACCGUCCUGCAGAUGUGAUGCCGGCUACACUGGACAACACUGUGAAAAAAAGGACUACAGCGUUUUAUAUGUGGUUCCAGGUCCAGUACGAUUUCAGUACGUCUUAAUAGCAGCUGUGAUUGGAACCAUCCAGAUUGCUAUCAUCUGUGUUGUAGUCCUUUGUAUUACAAGGAAAUGUCCCAGGAGCAACAGAAUCCACAGACAGAAGCAAAACACAGGGCACUACAGUUCAGACAACACAACAAGAGCAUCGACAAGUUCUAGUGGCAAUUUUGAGUCUACUGAACUCAGUAGUAGGGUUUUGAGUUGGUCCAAGAUCAGCGACAAUUAUGGAUGUGGGAAAGGUGAAGAAUAAUUUAACCUACAUUGAGGAGGGAUAAAAUAUUUCAGAUCCGGAGUCAACUACAUUUCAUCAGCCUUCUUCUCCCAUGCCAUCUAUCUUUACUCUCCCAUAGCUUAGGAAGUCUUUGCCUUCUAAAUUAAAUCCUAACCGAAGGGGAAAUGGAAAUUCUCGGUAACGGCAAUGAGAGUGUCGGGGGUAACGUUUCCAUUUGGGAUGGAGUUAGGUGGCUGUCAAGGUGAACCCUACAAGAACACUUGGCAGAGUCUCCAGCUCUGGUCACUGGAGUGAGUGAAAAUUGCUUCUCACUCUUGAUUGAAAAUUAUUAGGUUAAAAAAGUUAAUAACAUAAUAACAGCUGAAAUGCCAGUCCCAUUUGCACCUCGUGAACAUGCUGAUAUAAUUUAUUUUUUCAAAGAGAAGGUGAAAAACACUCAGAAAAUACCUUAUAAAUAACUUUAUGGGUGACCCCACUCCAUUAAAUGUAAUGAACCCAAAUGUUGGCUAUACCUCAGGAAAAUAAGGGCAUGUGUUUUGUCACAUCCACAUGAUGGACAAGAUGCAAAGUUAUUUCUGUGAUAGCUGAAACUCUCCAAAGCACAUCCUUUCCAGAAGGUAAUUCUGCUCUAGUUUGUGCUGUGAAUUUUGAAGACAGCAGAGUGGGGUAACAUCACUGCUGCUGGAUAACCCUGUGCCCUGAGUGAGUGCCCAGGCUCAGUCCCACUGAGUGGCAGCACUGAACUGGAGAGCCCUGUAACAGCAGUCACUGUGCUGCUCCUCUCCAAAGAGACUUUGCCCGGGCAGGAUGUGCCCAAGAGAAGAGUUAGGAGUAGUUCUCACUGUCAUCACCACGUCAGAGUCAGACCUGGGGUUACCUGGGGUGAUGUCUCAUGAGUGUGUUUCCAUUUCCUGCUUCAGCAUCCAUCUGGUCACUCACAGCAGUCACCACCAAGCCCACCAGUGACAGCCCACCCGGCCUGGCCCUCAGACACGGGUGCAGUGGUCCUGCUGCUCUAACACAACUUUGGUCUUCCCCUCCCUACCCCAGCCUGCUUUAAAGUGAAUCCAUUGCAUGAUGUUCACACGGGCUCA